AUGUCAGAUCUAUUCAAAGAGCUCACGGCCCCAAAUGGCCUUAAAUAUAUUCAACCUCUUGGCUUGUUCAUUAACAAUGAGUUCGUCAAGUCUUCAAACAACGAAACCCUUGACGUCUAUAAUCCAGCCGACGAGUUAAUGAUUGCCUCCGUUUACAGUGCAUCUGAAGAUGAUGUUGAUAUAGCAGUACAGGCUGCACAAAGAGCAUUUAAAGAUCCCAGUUGGAGCGAACUUUCGCCCACUGAAAGGGGAAAUUUAAUGCUUAAAUUAAGUCGGCUGAUUGAAGAAAACCUGCAAACCCUUGCCACCAUUGAAACAUGGAACAAUGGUAAGCCGUAUAGUGUUUCUAUCAGCGAAGAUGUCCCGGCCACUGCGGCAGUAAUCAGAUAUUAUGCUGGAUAUGCGGAUAAAAUUCAAGGAUCUGUCCUGGGAACUGGCCCGGCAAAAUUUGCAUAUACUAUUCGAGAGCCAAUUGGCGUCUGUGGCCAAAUAAUUCCAUGGAACUAUCCACUUCAGAUGGCUGGGUGGAAACUAGGCCCUGCCCUAGCUUGUGGAAAUACAGUGAUUUUGAAGGCGGCUGAACAAACUCCGCUGUCUAUCUUGUACUUCGCAAGUCUGGUGAAGCAAGCUGGAUUUCCACCAGGUGUAAUCAAUAUUAUUAACGGGCACGGCAAAGUCGCCGGGGCUGCUCUUGCGAAGCACAUGGGCGUUGAUAAAAUCGCAUUCACUGGAAGUACUGCUACUGGCAAAGAAAUUAUGAAAUAUGCCAGCCUCAACAUGAAAAAUAUAACCCUAGAGACUGGCGGUAAAAGCCCACUGUUGGUUUUUAAUGACGCGGAACUAGAUCAAGUGGUGAAGUGGGCGCACGGCGGUGUCAUGUGGAAUAACGGUCAGAUCUGUACAGCAACGUCCCGCAUCCUCGUUCAAGAAGGGAUAUAUGAUGAGUUCCUUGCGGCAUUCAAAGCACGAGUUGAGUCAAUGCAAGUGGGAGAUCCAUUUUCUGGAGGGACUUUCCAGGGGCCUCAAGUAUCAAAGGCACAGUACAACCGUAUACUGUCAUACAUUGAGGUUGGUAUAAACGAAGGAGCCACCAUCUUAACAGGAGGAACUGCAGUAAAAACUGCUGGUCACGGCAAAGGGUUCUUUAUUGCCCCUACAGUUUUUACAAGCGUGACCUCUUCAAUGAGAAUAUACCGAGAAGAAAUUUUCGGCCCUGUUGCAGUCGUCGUUAAGUUUAGAACGGAGGAUGAGGCCUUAAGGAUGGCCAAUGAUACAGAAUAUGGACUCGGGGCGGCUGUCUUUACUGAAAACCUAACAUUGGCUCAUCGGGUUGCAAGGAAACUUGAAGCAGGUAUGGUUUGGAUUAACUCGAGUCAAGACUGUGAUGAUCAAGUCCCUUUUGGUGGCGUAAAACAAAGCGGCAUUGGAUCUGAGUUAGGCGAGUCUGGAUUGGCACCUUACUCUAUCAUUAAAGCCGUUCAUCUGAAUAUGUCAAAUCGCUUAUAG
Trichoderma virens Gv29-8 is the source of this 1506-nucleotide messenger RNA. RefSeq lists its product as uncharacterized. The transcript is spliced from 3 exons. The coding region runs from base 1 to 1506 and encodes 501 amino acids. NCBI's taxonomy places the organism in Eukaryota, Fungi, Ascomycota, Sordariomycetes, Hypocreales, Hypocreaceae. The record is from RefSeq and is a predicted model, not a curated record. Gene Ontology annotation, molecular function: oxidoreductase activity, acting on the aldehyde or oxo group of donors, NAD or NADP as acceptor.